AUGUCAGACAAGAUGACAGAUGCCGAGGCUCGUGCAAAGGCCGAGAGAGACCGUCCCAUUAUAGCGAAGCUCACACUUGCUCUGACCGACCGUACAACCAUUGAGCAACUCUCUGCCUCCGGUGAAGGAGCCAGAAGAGUUCGACUUCCGGGUAUGCUAGCUCGCCAGGCUCGAGCGGCAAAGGAGGAGCGAGAGGCACGCGAGCUUGCUGAGCAGAUGGAGAAGGAAGCAAACACCAAGGGAGAGGACGGUAAAGAAGUCAAGGGUGAUGACGGAGACGAAACAAAGGAAGAGAAGAAAGGAGAUGAGGGAAAGGCAGAGGAGCAGCAGACUUCCGGAUGA
This is a messenger RNA of Amorphotheca resinae ATCC 22711, 342 nucleotides long. RefSeq lists its product as hypothetical. Bases 1 to 342 code for a protein of 113 amino acids. The transcript has a single exon. NCBI's taxonomy places the organism in Eukaryota, Fungi, Ascomycota, Leotiomycetes, Helotiales, Amorphothecaceae. The record is from RefSeq and is a predicted model, not a curated record.